Molecule: messenger RNA, 1875 nt
Organism: Neoarthrinium moseri
Lineage: Eukaryota; Fungi; Ascomycota; Sordariomycetes; Amphisphaeriales; Apiosporaceae
Exons: 1
Coding region: 1-1875 (624 amino acids)
Source: RefSeq, a predicted model, not a curated record
AUGGAAGCCGCCUUUCGUGAAAGGAUCAGCCGGUUCGAUAUACCGCCCCGGGGACUGGCGGAACACGCCAGAGCAUAUGCAAAGAUUAAGGGUGAAUCGCAAGUCGAGGACGCAGUUGACCAAAUUGUUAAAAUUAUUACUACAUCGUCCGGGGACUGUGGCGAGGACUUUGAAAACAGACCAGAUAUUGACAAGUUGAGAAAACUCUUUUCUGAUGUCGUUCUGUCCACGCUUCAAGAUGACCGCCAAAAGUCGCGUUGGGAAAGAGAGAAAAUUGAAGAUACUAUGCUGAAGCGUACACAAGGAGAUAAUAUUUUGUUGGAGAAAGAGAACAGGAUCAUGAGCGCCAUGCUCAGUGAGUUAGAGUCAAACAAGGUCGAGCAAUCUACAGGGGCUGAGAAGUCUUCUGAGACUGAGAUGAUUACGAAAGCUCACGGUACAGCUGAUGGACAGUCCUGGAGAAACAUGGCCAACUUUACCUACUGGUCCCAUUUCUUGUCUCCUAGUAGGGUCGACGAAUAUGUCUUUCCAAAGCGUGGUCCCGAACUACGCAAGAUCGUGGCCGACUUUGAAAAUGGCCCAAAUCUCAUCCUAGCCCAGGAAACAAAUAUGUGGAAGGACUUGGUGUCGAAUUUCGAAAGGACACAACGGCAACUAGCAAAGGCAAGGGAAGAGGCCGUCCAACAGGACUGGGAACUGGACAGAUUGCGAACUGAGGUCCAGCAAUUUCGCGACAGUGACAUUGCUUGUUAUCGAAAGUGGGUUCAAGACCUAGAGUCGAAGAGUCUUAGCUUGUGGAUGUGGACCGACUCUUUGGAAGAAAGGCUGGAAGCUAAGGACCUAAAACUGGGCGUGCUGGAGGUCAUGAUGCCCACUCCAGGGGCCAAGACCAAAACCGACGUCGGUAAUGAAACCAAGACGGAAGAUGAUGGAAAGGUUGAGAAAGAAAGGAUCACAAAUCACAAGAGAAGAACCCAUAUAUUGCAUUGGAGAUUCAUGGCAUCGGUCAAGGUAUUCAACAAAUGCCAAGAAAUCAUCAAAAAGGCCAAGAUGGAAACCGAACUUCACUCGCUGCUCAACGAGAUCGAGGAAACAAGGGAAUGGGCGGCAGAAUCCCUUCGACAAGCCUGGAAGCGACCGGCACGAAAAGCGGUUCGGACACUGAGCGACGCCAUCGAUGUCUACGACUUGUGUUUGCAUAAAGUCGAGUUCGAGCUGGUGAAGUCUGGGUUCGAGCCCGUGAGGCCAGCACGGGAUCAGCUUCCCUCGGUAUUUAAGCGCCAUCUCGACUGGGUCAAACCCGAAGAUGCGGACUUUAUCUCGCCAGCCGAGAAAGCCGAGAAUAAGCAGAUCGAAGCUUCGAUGGCCAGCAAGAGCAAACUGGACCAGCUGGAGGGAAGCAUACAGAGUUUCAUGUCCAAAAAGUUCCGAGAGCUAGACAACAAAAAUGGGUGGGAAAAGGAGUUGGUGCUCAAGGAACUAGCUGCGAUCAAGGAUCUGCAUGCAAUCGACCGUGCUGAAAACCAGCCGGCGCCCGCGUAUCCGGGACUCCCAGAUCGACUGGACCAGACUUAUGCUGCGAAACCUGGUACGGAUGCGGGGGCCAUAGCCCGGGAGUUGAGGAGACUGGGGGGCACUUGCCGGAACUUCGAAUUCUGGAUGCCUGUGACGAAGUUGAGAAUCCCUCAGGGGCUGUUGUUCCUCGGUGUCCUGACGACUCUCAUGUACCUUGUCGUGACGUGGGCCAUUCAGUACAACCUGCGAGCUGGCUGGCUGAGCGCAAAUGCUUAUUCCCGAGCUCUGUAUCAUGACGUUGAUGCUCGGGUAUCGGAGUUGACGCGUGCACUGAGCUGGAGCAAUGCUUCAGCACAGUGA